AUGAGGCAGCUUUAUUACAAAAAGAACCGAGAUAACGGUAUGAGGCAGAUUUUCAACAAAACCUGGACAAUGGAUAAUAAUGAGCUUCACGAGAUCGAGAGUCGAAGUGAUCAGUUCCGCAAUGGAGAAGCAGAAGGCUCCGGUAGGCAUAUCGAUGGCACAUUCUUCGGUCUACGAUGGCUUACUUCAAACGACCACGUCAAAUACUUAUCAGCUAUAGUAUUGAUCUAUCAACAUGCCAUUUUCCCUGCUGUCGGAUCUAUAGCCCCUCUUCAGCGCAUUCGCAUGCAACAUGCUUUCAAAGGUCCACUUGAGAGCGAUCCAGGAACGAAAGUUCCCGAUAUACCUGAUCUAUCUGACCGAGGAUAUGACCGAUAA
Haemonchus placei is the source of this 378-nucleotide messenger RNA. The record is from the annotation of a GenBank genome assembly. NCBI's taxonomy places the organism in Eukaryota, Metazoa, Nematoda, Chromadorea, Rhabditida, Trichostrongylidae.